Phodopus roborovskii (desert hamster) is the source of this 4657-nucleotide messenger RNA. RefSeq names its product TBC1 domain family member 14 (gene Tbc1d14). NCBI's taxonomy places the organism in Eukaryota, Metazoa, Chordata, Mammalia, Rodentia, Cricetidae. Gene Ontology annotation, biological process: regulation of autophagosome assembly; activation of GTPase activity. The record is from RefSeq and is a predicted model, not a curated record. The transcript has 14 exons. The coding region runs from base 151 to 2223 and encodes 690 amino acids. Gene Ontology annotation, cellular component: recycling endosome; autophagosome. Gene Ontology annotation, molecular function: GTPase activator activity.
GGCGGCUGGCAAGCACCUGCUGCGGCCGGGCGUCCUCGGUGUCCGGCGUCCUCGCCCAGCAAGUUGCGGGCCCCACGGGCCCUGGGCUGCGGGCCACGGGCCCGGAGAUGGCGUUGGAGCUGCGGUAGCUCGGUUUCUUCUUGGACCAAGAUGACUGAUGGAAACCUUUCCACCUCUAUGAAUGGUGUAUCAUUGAUGGGCAUUCUAGAUGGUCGGCCAGGAGACUCCCUUCAGGACCUGCAACACCUGAAUGUCAAGGCACCCAGAUCUGUUUCAGUGCCUGACUAUGGACCCACACUAAAACUUGGUGCUUUGGAAGAUCGCCACAGUCUUCAGUCAGUAGACUCAGGCAUUCCUACCUUGGAGAUUGGCAACCCGGAGCCUGUCCCCUGCAGUGUAGUCCAUGUGAAGAGAAAGCAGUCUGAGUCAGAGGUCAUCCCUGAACGGGCCUUCCAAAGUGCAUGCCCCCUACCAUCCUGUGCACCCUUAGCUCCCACCAGCAGCGAGCAGGAGCAAGUUGUGCGGAAGUCUUCCACCUUUCCCAGGACAGGCUAUGACUCAGUGAAACUCUACAGCCCCACCUCCAAAGCCUUGAGCCGAAGUGACAAUGUCUCUGUCUGCAGUGUGUCUAGUCUUGGCACAGAACUGUCAACUACAUUGUCGGUCAGCAACGAGGACAUCUUGGACCUCAUGGUCACAAGCAGUUCUAGUGCCAUUGUGACCCUAGAGAAUGAUGAUGACCGACACUUUACUGAUGUCACUCUGAGCUCCAUCAAGGAAACCAGUGACUUACACCAGCAGGAUUGUGUUGCUGAGACUGAGGAGGGGAGGAAAUUGAAACUAUUCCAACCAUUCAGCCACUUCUUUACAAGGAAUUUGCUUGCUAGAAAACAAAAUGCAAGACUUGAUAGACAGAGAGACUUGGGAUGGAAGCUGUUUGGAAAAGUCCCACUUCGAGAGACUGCUCAAAAAGAUUCAAAGAAAACACAAAAGGAAUAUGAAGACAAGGCUGGAAGACCACCCUCUCCAAAGCAGAAUGUGAGGAAGAACCUGGACUUUGAGCCGUUGUCCACCACGGCACUCAUCCUUGAGGACAGACCCGCAAAUCUCCCAGCAAAACCAGCCGAAGAAGCUCAAAAGCAUAGACAGCAAUAUGAAGAAAUGGUGGUGCAGGCCAAGAAACGAGAGCUUAAAGAAGCCCAGAGACGGAAGAAGCAGCUGGAGGAAAGGUGCAAGGUUGAAGAAAGCAUAGGAAAUGCGGUUCUCACCUGGAAUAAUGAGAUCUUGCCGAACUGGGAAACCAUGUGGUGCUCUAAGAAGGUUCGAGACUUAUGGUGGCAGGGAAUCCCUCCCAGUGUGAGAGGCAAAGUAUGGAGCUUGGCCAUUGGCAACGAGUUGAACAUUACCCACGAGCUCUUUGACAUCUGUCUUGCUCGGGCCAAGGAGCGGUGGCGGUCCCUCAGCACUGGUGGCUCGGAAGCGGAGAACGAAGAUGCUGGGUUUUCAGCAGCAGACAGAGAGGCCAGUCUGGAGCUUAUUAAACUGGACAUUUCUAGAACAUUUCCUAAUCUCUGCAUUUUCCAGCAAGGUGGUCCAUAUCAUGACAUGUUGCACAGUAUUUUGGGCGCUUAUACUUGUUACCGGCCGGAUGUGGGUUAUGUUCAGGGCAUGUCCUUUAUAGCUGCAGUGUUGAUCUUGAACCUAGAUACUGCAGAUGCCUUUAUUGCUUUUUCUAACCUUUUGAAUAAACCAUGUCAAAUGGCAUUUUUCCGAGUGGACCAUGGCCUUAUGUUGACUUACUUUGCUGCAUUUGAGGUAUUCUUUGAAGAAAACUUGCCGAAAUUGUUUGCACAUUUCAAGAAAAACAACUUAACUGCAGACAUCUACCUAAUUGAUUGGAUCUUCACCUUGUACAGUAAGUCCCUGCCCUUGGACCUUGCCUGCCGCAUCUGGGAUGUGUUCUGUCGAGAUGGGGAGGAAUUUCUCUUCCGCACAGCUCUGGGCAUCCUGAAGCUAUUUGAGGAUAUCCUGACGAGGAUGGACUUCAUCCACAGUGCCCAGUUUCUGACGAGGCUGCCUGAGGACCUGCCAGCAGAUGAGGUGUUUGCAGCCAUCUCCACAGUCCAGAUGCAGAGCCGGAACAAGAAAUGGGCACAGGUGCUGUCUGCGCUACAGAAAGACAGCAGGGAAAUGGAAAAAGGAAGCCCAUCCCUCAGACACUGAGGCUCGGGGUAACGCCCACUUGGCACUGAAGCACAGCUCCACACGUCACCUGUGUGCUUUCAGACUGAAGCCUGAGAAGAACAGGGGCUCUUUCCAUGUUGGAUUUCUAAUGCUGAAGUUGGCCUUAAAACAAAAUAGCUCUUAAAGAAUUACAUCCAGGCUUAGCCUUAAGCAGCUCAGUGGACCCAUGCGCUGGCAUUGGUCAUGGCUAGUCACUGCAUUUUCCACAUGGGCUCGAGAAAAGGCAGGCUGUCUCCUUGCUCCUUUAUUCCAGCAGCAGUUAAUUAAAUUAUGAUGCCAAUAUGCCAACUACUGGAAGGUACAUUACAAUCUUUCUUAGCCAAGAUGCAUGAGAAAUAUUAUUAGGAGACCUCAGAGAUGUUAUUGGUUCAUAUGUUGGAUAAGAAAGGAAUUAUUUAGUUACUGAGAUGAAGGGUAUGUUUUAAAUCACCCUACUAAGGAAGGUGUAAGGAAGAUAGAGCCUGUAGAGUAGUUGCUGGUGAAUGUUCUUAGGCUCCUGAAAAUUCACUUAACUUCUGUAUUGACACUUGACCCUGUUGCCUUGGCACAUGACAGCAGGAAGGCUGAGAGUUCACAUUAGGACCCCACUCUCUAAAGUAGCUCUCAUUGCAUCUUGGGAACCAUGGUGGUUGGAGCAGGGGAGCCACAUGCUGAGAAGGGAUAGAGAUGGGCUCUGUAAAGAAAGGGGUGGGAAGAGACUGCAAAAUUUACUCUUCUCUUACCUGCUUGCUUCUGAGCAGCUGGGCGUGGCAGCCUCUGAAAACACUAUUAUGUGGGAGCCGGUUUCCUUGCUUUAGUUGAAUGUCCCUUUUGGCCUUUGUCACCCUAGUAGCUGGACCUCUUCUAAGUGCCAGUGAUUCUCUCCCGCCCCCGUCUGGCUUUAUAAAAUAAGCUUCACACACUGCUGUGAGCACCAAGGAGUAAGGCAGUCUUCCAGAUUCUCAGUGUCCUCAGCCCUUCUCCAUUCCAGCUGGUUUCUCAAGCUCAGUGGUGAGAUUCUUACUGUUGUACCUUUUCCUUGACUUGGGAACUUUGUAUAAGUAAUUUGAUUAUCCAAAUUCACAGAAAUGAGUAGUUUUUACAUAGAAUAAUACAAAGGACAUCCAGUAGCUGUGGAAAUUGAUUACCUCCUGAUAAUCCACUGGCAUUCUUGUUCCUGGGGGUACAGGUAAGCCAGGGUUGAGAACAUUUUUCAGCAAAUGCCUGCGUGAUCUGUAGUUCACAGCCCACUGCAACCAAACCUGCUACCCCCAGAAAUCAUCCUCUCCAUUGUUGUAGUUUCUGACAGCCACUGGGGAGCCCUUGACUGACUACGGCAUGUGGCAUGGGGUCAGCCUCAUGACAGUGUGUUUGCAUGGGUUCCCUUCAUCUGUGUGCUUGUUGGCGAUAGUCCAGUGCAUCAGCAGGCUGUCAUAUUCAUGCCAUUCACCAUUCUGCCACUCUUCUUUUUUCCUGGAGUCUCAUUGUAAUCCCAUGGCUUCUCCCGGGAGGCUGCAGAGCACCCUCCAAAUAGCUCUCUGCCUUAGUGUGAAAGGCUGAUGUCUGACCUCUUGGAGGAGGAUGUCUUUUCACCAGCCAUCCAAUGGCCUCCAGAUCCAGCCAUUCUUGACAUCAGAUGCUGAAUGUAGCCCAGGGCCAGCCGGCCUGUGAGAAGCGGACUACCCGAUCCUGUCUGCUGUCGUUCUUGCAGAUGUACUUAGUUUUAUUCCAUGACAUGGGCAUCUGUUCUCUCAAGAUGUAUAUAUUUUCUUACUGUACAUAAAGACAUUCCUUAAGUCAUACAGAAAGUUUGUGACAAGGGGACUUGGGCAUCUUGUUGUGAAUGCCAUUGUGGAAUUCUCUGUGUGUUCACAACCCAGCUCUUAACUUUUCUUGUUCGACAUAAUCUGUGGGCAUGCAUGAAGUUCUCAAACAAGACUCCAUGCCAGCCGAGCACUGACUGAUCUCCAAACAGGGUUUUCAUAGCCUGUUUGUGUGAGCCUGAUGUGCCCUCCUUAGAGCCUAUGUAGUUCCAAGUUCCUCUACUCUGAGGGCAUCUCUCAUACUCCUUGCUGUUUGGGCAAACUGGAAACAGACCCUGCAGAAGUCUGCACCUCCCACCUCAAUUGUAGUUGACUUUCAGUCCCAAACUUGAGGGUGCUGGGCAGCUCUCACUCUAGAGGGAGCUUGCAGAGAGGCUUCCUGUCACCUUGGGAGCAGUGCUCACUUCAAAGCUACUUCUAAUUGUUCAGUUUGUGACUAUUUUUAAACAGUUUGCCAAUAGGAAACUCCUGAUAACACUUGCUACAUAUCAUGUUUUAAUUGCUUGUACAGUUAACCUUUAAUUUUAUUUAGUAAAGUGUAUCAAACUAGGACUUUUUGAAUUGUAAAUAUGUGGUUUUGUUAAAAUAAAGUCAUGUAAAAUUGUUACUUA